AUGGAAGACCACAAGAGCCUCAAACAACAGUUCCGGGAGUUCACAUCAGGCACCCCAUCACAGGCGCAGUACUGGCUCAACAAGUACAACUGGGACCUUUACACCGCGGUGGACCAGUUCUUGCUGAAACACCCAGACUCGCACAAUCGACCAACUUCAGGAAACGCCACCACCAUGGACAACGGUCAAGACCAGAAAAUAGUCAACAUAUUCAAUAAAUACAAAGAUCAAUCUUCUGGAAAGAUUGAAAUUGAGGGAACCAUCCAAUACCUCCAGGACUUGGGAAUCGACCCAGAAGACCCAGCAUCAUUGGUACUUUCUUACACCCUUGGGUCUCCUAGCACCGGGGUAUUCGAACGUGAUCUGUUUGUUGAUACUUGGGAGGCCCUUGACUGCACAGACUUACCAUCGAUGACCACAUUCAUCAAAACCAAGACCGCCAAUUUACACACCAACCUACCAUACUUACGUAAAGUCUACGAGUUCACCUUCGGGUACAUUUUGGAACCACAUCAAAAGAAAGUGUCGGCAGAAGACGCAGCAAUGUAUUGGCAGCUAUUGUUACAAGAAGUGUUUCCUAGAGUGGAACUUUGGACAGAGUUCAUAAAUGAUGAUUGGCAAAAACCAAUCACCAGAGACGCAUGGAACAUGUUAUUUUUGUUUUUACAGGAUUUUGAAAAAGAUCCAAAGUUGGAAAAUUAUGACGACGCGGCGUCCUGGCCAAGCAUUAUUGAUUCAUUUGUCGAAUGGGCCAAAGAAAAUGAAAAAUUGGAAUGA
Molecule: messenger RNA, 777 nt
Organism: Saccharomycopsis crataegensis
Lineage: Eukaryota; Fungi; Ascomycota; Saccharomycetes; Ascoideales; Saccharomycopsidaceae
Gene: DCN1
Product: NEDD8 ligase DCN1
Exons: 2
Coding region: 1-777 (258 amino acids)
Biological process (GO): protein neddylation
Cellular component (GO): ubiquitin ligase complex
Molecular function (GO): ubiquitin-like protein binding; ubiquitin conjugating enzyme binding; cullin family protein binding
Source: RefSeq, a predicted model, not a curated record